GUGGUUGCUGCUGCGAUCGCCAGUGUCUGUAGGAGGAGUUUGGGUGAUCGGAUGUAAGUGCUUCUGUGUUUGUCACUUGCAGCACUAAGCCUCCUCUGAAAAUGAAGUGCCGUUAUUCCUUACAAUGGGACGCAAGGAAUAGCAACCGGGGUCUCUAAUGAAGAACGGUAAAGAUGGACAGCUUUCCAUACACGACCUGAACAAACUGCGAUAUUAUUUAUUUGGGUUUAAGUCUCGGCUAGCCGUGUCCACAGCAUCAUGGCACCGUGCACUUUGAUAUACCGAGCGGGUCUUUUUCUAGUGAUGGUGCUCGGUCUUUUUAAACCUCUCCGUGCCGAAGCACACACUAUCAGCACCGAUGUAGACACGAUUGCAUCUAGUACUGAUCUCUCUGAUUUUAAUCCAAAUGUUACGGACGGUUUGAGCGGUAGCACGGAUUUGCCAUCGGAACCUGGCAUUAGUUCCAUAACCGCCUCACCUAGCGCCUCCGAAGCAGGCUGGGGCGACUCCACAGCAACCGGCGGGACUGACUCCAUCUCCGGCUUUUCAAAGGAUAAGGAGCCGCUAGAAGAAGCCAGUACCGCCACCGGACAAAGUGGGCAGUCCAGCACCUUCGCUGAUCUAGAAAGCUGGGAGUCCCCCUCUCAGACUGACAGCACUUACAUUUCUACAACCUUCACAAGAGCCGGGGAGAGGACUUUGUUAUCCGUAAGCAUGAAUAGCACAUCUCCCUAUACUGGGGUCUCUGACUCCUCACAGCCUGCACAGGCUGAUACCACAGAAGUCGAGCCCAGUGAAAGUGGGGAAGGCAGCUCCCCUAAACAAUCCGAGUUUGUGGUAACUUCCAUAGGACCCGCGUCUAGAAAUACUUCUGAAGGGCUGAUUGAGUCCACCACCGAGCUCUCACAGAACGAAACAUCAAGUGGUAGCUUUCUAAAUGUAACACAGUCAUCCACUGACACCACGUCAGUCAGCACGCCCAAUACCACUUUACCUUUCACUUCUUCAAGCAGUAAAAACACCACCACCAGCAACACUUCUAAACAGACGGAUGCUGCUGGUACGUCGCAGUCUUCCUCCACCGAAACCACAUCUUCCUCAUCGUCUUCAUCCACCUCAGAGUCGCUGCCGCCAUCAUCUUCUGGUGACAGUGUUACAAACGGCACGCAGUUUUCGAGCGACUCCUCAGCGGCUCCUGUCACAGACACAGCCGUUGUCACUGAAUCUUCGUUUACCGGGACGGAGGAUUGCACAGAGAAGCCCCUGUCGCACACUGUAGAAAACAGCACCAGCUUGGCUGUGACCGCUGUCCCGGACGUGCAGACAGACACUGAGAGUCCGCUUGACAACUCUUCCACCGAUCUCAGCUCCUCCGGUCGCACAUCCACUAACAGCUCUUCCGAGGAGCCUUUUCCUACCGAAACCGACAGCACGGCUGAAACGACGGACAUCCUCGCUACAACCCUGGGGGGAAUCACACACAGGACAACAAUCUCCGAUGACACCACACAGCUGACUAGCACCGCUUCACCCAUGACAACCCAUCCCUAUCUGCCCAGCACAACGGAGGAGUCUGAAACCGACGGAACUACUCCUUUCACAACGCAAACGACUUUUGAGCCUCAGACGACCGGCGGCACUUCAGAACAUCUUACAAGGACUGACGGUGCAAGCACUGAUAGCUCCACAAGCCCUAGUGCUUUCUACACUGAUGGGACAACUCUAGUGUUUGAAACGAGCACUGCCACCCCAGGAAAAACCUCAGAAAACAACGAGCCCAUCACCAUUACUUAUAGGACAACUGCGCCUAGCAUGACUACUGAAACGCUACCAACAACCACACAACUGACUGAAAAGGCAACGACAGUGGUCCAAGUUACCAGUACCAAAGUGUUAGUGACUACCACAGUUACACCAGUGAGUAUAUGCAAACAACACCCUUGCACCAACAAUGGAAUGUGUGUCAUUGAGAAUGGAGGCCGUCGCUGUAGUUGUCCACCGGCCUGGCAAGGGGAUGACUGCAGUGAAGAUGUGGACGAGUGUUUGUCUAGUCUGUGCCCAGCGGACUCCACCUGUGUCAAUACCCACGGUUCUUUUACCUGCGAGUGUCCGCUAGGCUACACCCUGGAGGAAGGAAGGAGAUGUGCACUUGCCAGGACAUUCCUAGGCACUUUCCUUCCAAACAACACAAAUAUCCGGAUUACAGAAACUCAGGAAAUCCAAAGAGAAUUACUACACAUGCUCAACACAUCUCUCUCCCACUUUAGAGGCUAUUAUAGAUCCACAUUUACUAUUGCCAGGGAGGCUGAUUGGCUGAACAUUUCUGCUGUGAACUUGUUUUCCAUCGCCUCUAAUGUGACCUCACAGGAAGUGCUUGCCAGUGUGCAGCAGUACAUGAGAAAGUGGAGCCCUACGAAUGAGCACAGCGACUUUCUACACAGCCUGGCCUACACAGCUGUAAGUCUGUGCAGCCUCAAGGUCCCUCGGUGCGACUUGGAUACGUCUCAGUGUUCUGAUGCCUAUGGGAUUGCAUUCUGUCAGUGCAAGCCGGGCUACUUCAAAUACAACGACAACGAUCACUCCUGCAGAGCAUGUGAUGAUGGUCAUAAACUAGAAAACGGUACCUGUGUAAGCUGUCCGUUUGGUUUCGGUGGAUUUAACUGUGGAAACCCUUACAAAUUGAUCACUGUGGUAUUGGCAGCUGCUGGUGGAAGUCUGCUGUUAAUUCUGGGAAUAUCUCUCAUAGUUAUAUGCUGCAGGAAGGACAAAAAUGAUAUCAGUAAACUAAUCUUCAAGAGCGGAGAGUUUCAAAUGUCCCCGUACGCCGAACAUCCCAAGAGCAACAGGAUUUCAGUGGAGUGGGGCAGAGAAACCAUAGAAAUGCAGGAGAACGGCAGCACCAAAAACCUCUUACAGAUGACAGAUAUAUAUUACUCUCCUGGCCCCAGGACCCACGAAGUGGACAGAAACGGCCUCUUGCCUUACACUGGUUUACCUGGCUCUCGACAUUCUGCCAUCAUCUACCCGGGACAAUACAACCCUUCUUUCACCGGCGAUGAAGCGCGGAGGAGAGACUACUUUUAACAAUGACAACAAUUAGAGAUGUAUUUCUGCCAGGGUCUCUUUAGAAAAGAGAAACGAAAAUAAGCCCAGUUUGUGGAUUUUCCUUUGAGAAUUGGAUUUAUCUGAGUCAGAAUGAAGCCUAACUGGAGUGGUGGUUUCAGUGUUUGAAUCUGCACUGUGAGAGAACGCUGCUGAAUGCUGCCGUGAAGGACGGUGCAUCUGAAGGAAGAACACGGCACCACCCUUUUGAUGCGAGUUGAGUGAAGAAUGUGGAAAGAAUUGCUGGAUUGCAAAGGUUUUAAAGAGUAAGUAGCGGGGUUGCGAAAAAUAUAGCUUUCUACAUCCCCACGCUACAACUUUUAAAUAAGGUACCUGGAAUUUUUAUUUUCAUUGUUAACAUCCUGACAACUUUUUAUACUUCUAGCUUUCAACUCUCUUUUUAAAGCUGUUUUUAAAAUGGCCGCUCCAGUGCACUGGGGUUUGAGAUUUCUCCUCUAAAUCACUGCAGGAAGUGUGAUAACAAAAAAACAACAACCCAACAUAACAAGUGCUCUGGCUUUUCUGUGCUGUAGCACAUCAUGGAUCGUUAUUGCUGUUACCUGUUUGACAAUGUGGGCAAUAACCCUUAUACUAUCAGUGCACUAGAGCGGACAUUUUGAAAAGAGCUUUGAAACAGAGCUUAAAAGUUCUAAGUGUAAAAAGUUGUCAGGAUGUUAACAAUGAAAAGACAAAUGACGCUAUAUAUUUCAGAACCCCGCUACUUUUUAAGGAAGGUUCUUGAGUCUUUAUUUUAUCACAAGGCUUCAAAAGGAAUAAGAGGCUCCUGAUUAUUAUUAUUAUUUAUUUCUUAGCAGACGCCCUUAUCCAGGGCGACUUACAAGAUAUCACAUUAUUUUUACAUACAAUUUCCCAUUUAUACAGUUGGGUUUUUACUGGAGCAAUCUAAGUAAAGUACCUUGCUCAAGGGUACAACAGCAGUGUCCCCUACCAAGUAUUGAACCCACGACCCUCCGCUUAAGAGUCCAGAGCCCUAACCACUACUCCACACUGCUGCCCUGAUUAGCCCUGAGUUAGCCCUCUGACGCAGGCACGUUACUCGCUUUGUGCAACACGUUUCCUUUCAAUUACUACAGUACACAGAGACUCAACUUUCACCCUGCAACACUUUGAAACACUUUGUUUUGUUUAAUAUGAUUUCUUUGUAAAUUAUAACUUUUAUUUUAUGAUACUCAAAAUGCCUUCGCUAAUAAUAAAUGUUUAUUUUUUCUGGGUUUUUUUAUACAUGUUUUAAUGUAAUUUAUAUGAAUUGUUUUCUGUGACCAGAUUUCUUCAAGGGUUAUUUAACCCCUGUUGAAUUUCAUCUCAUUGUAAAUACUUCCCUCUUGUUGAUCCUUAGGUUCCAAGAAUCUUAAUCUCUGCCUGCUUUUCAAAAGUGGACCUCUUCAGAACAGCUAAUAAAUCAGUCAUUUACAAAUACUUUUUUCAGGACACACUAAUAUUUAUUUACAGCCAUAUUCCCUCAAAGACUAUUCACAUGUGUUACAGUAAAAUGAAAUAUGACAGUGUUCUGGACCCAAAAGUAAACGGUAGCACGAUAGUGAUCUGGACACGUCUAUGUUUUGUGUUUGUUUACCAUAUAACUGGACAAUUGUUGUAGAAUGAUUAUAUGUUAUUUCUAUGAUGUUCCAUUUAAAAUCGUAUUCAUGGCUGGCCAGUAUUUGAAAAGGUGUUCACCUUGUGGACUAGGGACUAGUCAUUGAAAGAUGUUGCCAUAUAAAGUCAUUGCCCCAUGGGCAUCCCAUAUGUGUUUAAGUUGGGUUUUUUUUGUCUUCAAAUAUCCAAUAAAAAGAAAAAAAUAUAUAUUAUUUGAGAUGUAUAUUUCCAGAUGUUAAGUAUUCUCAAUUUAUUUUCUGGAAAAAAAAAAAGAAUCUUGUUUGUAAAUGAUCUAAUAAUUGAUUCUGGCGUUGUAGUCAGCCUAUAAAAACAAAAAAUAAAGAAAUAAUGGUAACUAUU
Acipenser ruthenus (sterlet) is the source of this 5076-nucleotide messenger RNA. RefSeq names its product protein HEG. NCBI's taxonomy places the organism in Eukaryota, Metazoa, Chordata, Actinopteri, Acipenseriformes, Acipenseridae. The transcript is spliced from 13 exons. The coding region runs from base 259 to 3084 and encodes 941 amino acids. Gene Ontology annotation, molecular function: calcium ion binding. The record is from RefSeq and is a predicted model, not a curated record.